CUACGCUGAAUGAAUAAAAUGUGGGGUGGGGUCCAUCAUAAAAAGAUAAGGUUUAAACAUCUCUUCAUACAUUUUCUAUCACAAUCAGUAUCAGCACUGUGUGAGUGUGUAGUUUCAAACUGUGAUUUAAGUAAAAACAAUAAUUUUAUAAUAUAAGUAGUUAUUUAUAAUAAUAUGUGGUGAUUGGUGAUUGAAAUUGAAUUGAAUUGAAAGGGAAGAGGAGAGUUGGAAAUGAAAUUGAGAGAGAAAGAGAAUGAAAGAUCGUCAAUGGGGUGGGUGCUUCCGCAGAGGACGCAGAACAUAAGAGAGGCGUACGAGGUGGGAAGGAAGCUGGGGCAGGGGCAGUUCGGGACGACGUUCCUGUGCACGUGCCGCACGAGCGGGAGGAAGAUGGCGUGCAAGUCCAUCCCGAAGCGGAAGCUGGCGUGCAAGGAGGACUACGAGGACGUGUGGAGGGAGAUUCAGAUAAUGCACCACUUGUCGGAGCACAACCACGUCGUCCGCAUCGAGGGUGCGUACGAGGAUUCCUCUGCUGUGCAUCUGGUCAUGGAGCUCUGCGAGGGUGGAGAGCUUUUUGAUAGGAUUGUGCAAAAGGGUCAUUACAGCGAGCGACAGGCUGCUCGCUUGAUUAAGACCAUUCUUGAGGUUGUCGAGUGCUGCCACUCGCUUGGAGUCAUGCAUAGGGACCUCAAGCCUGAGAAUUUUCUCUUUGAUACUGUUCAUGAGGAUGCUAAGCUUAAGGCUACUGAUUUUGGUUUGUCUGUUUUUUACAAGCCAGGUGAAUCCUUUUGUGACGUUGUUGGGAGUCCAUACUAUGUCGCACCAGAGGUCUUGCGCAAGAACUAUGGACCAGAAUCAGAUGUGUGGAGUGCAGGGGUUAUUCUGUACAUCUUAUUAAGUGGGGUGCCACCAUUUUGGGCCGAAACCGAACAAGGGAUCUUCAGACAGAUUUUACAAGGAAAACUUGAUUUUCAAUCUGAGCCUUGGCCUAGCAUUUCAGACAGCGCAAAGGAUCUAAUUCGGAAAAUGCUUGAUCAAAAUCCAAAAACUAGGCUUACAGCAUAUGAAGUACUCCGCCACCCAUGGAUCGUUGAUGACAAUAUUGCACCUGAUAAACCUCUUGAUUCUGCAGUUUUAUCACGUCUGAAACAAUUCUCUGCAAUGAAUAAAUUGAAAAAGAUGGCAUUGCGUGUUAUUGCUGAGAGGCUAUCUGAAGAAGAAAUUGGUGGUCUGAAAGAGUUAUUUAAGAUGAUUGACACAGACAACAGUGGAACUAUAACGUUUGAAGAGUUAAAAGAUGGCUUGAAGCGAGUGGGAUCUGAACUAAUGGAGUCUGAAAUCAAGGAUCUUAUGGAUGCUGCGGAUAUCGAUAAAAGUGGGACAAUUGAUUAUGGUGAAUUCAUCGCUGCCACUGUUCAUUUGAACAAGCUGGAGAGAGAGGAAAACCUGGUGUCAGCCUUCUCCUAUUUUGACAAAGAUGGUAGUGGUUACAUAACCAUUGAUGAGAUACAACAAGCUUGUAAGGACUUUGGUUUAGAUGAUGUCCACAUUGAUGAAAUGGUCAAGGAAAUUGAUCAAGAUAACGAUGGGCAAAUAGAUUAUGGAGAAUUUGCUGCCAUGAUGAGAAAGGGCAAUGGAGGAAUUGGAAGGCGAACUAUGAGAAACACACUAAAUUUAAGAAAUGCUCUGGGAUUAGCAGACAAUGGGUCCAAUCAAGUUAUUGAUGACUACUUUAAGUAGUUAUUUGGAGACAAAAUUGACAAAACAUAAUAUAGUAAGAUUCAGCGUUAUCUGUAGCUGCUUGACCAAAUAUUGCAUAUCUAUUAAUAGACCAUCUUUGCUAGAAAGUUUUCAUCUUCAUCUUGAUGAGGUCCAUGGAAAUGUGUCCAACAACGAAUUGCAGCUCCUUAAAUUUAACCAUACCCCACUUAAACACUUACUCACGCUCGUUGUAGUUACUUAAUUAUGGUCCAUUUAACUGUAAUCGCAAGGUAAUAAUAAGACAUAUUUGCCUGGA
This is a messenger RNA of Cajanus cajan (pigeon pea), 2017 nucleotides long. RefSeq names its product calcium-dependent protein kinase SK5. Gene Ontology annotation, biological process: protein phosphorylation. The record is from RefSeq and is a predicted model, not a curated record. NCBI's taxonomy places the organism in Eukaryota, Viridiplantae, Streptophyta, Magnoliopsida, Fabales, Fabaceae. Gene Ontology annotation, molecular function: protein kinase activity; ATP binding; calcium ion binding.